CUAUCUACGUAAGAAGCUUAGGUGGUUGGUUCUCAAAACUUAUCCCUUCUUUGGAAGUGUCAUGUGACUAACACACAGAGAGAUCAUUUUUAGGUAAUAGAGCUGGGCAGAAUAUUUUCGUUCUUAUGGCAGAAGCAUAAAUUCUCGUGGGCACAAUAAAUUUGCUAAAUAAACAAUCUAUUUCAGAAUAUCUUCAAAAUUUCAGCAUUUAAAUAAUGUUUGAAAUAAUGCGCUGCUGCAAAUGGACAAUUUCUUUAAAAUGAGAGGAAAAUUUCAUCUUUUUUCAAGGGUUUUAUAUAGUUUGAUAAAAAAUAAAAAUUUUUGAGAAAAGUAAUAUUUUUUCUGCCUGCCAUUAUGGGUUGUCAGCAUUCCAAAAACGCAAAUAUUUGCACAGAAAUGAAUGAGAAUGGUGAAAAGGACAAUAUUGCGGAAGUAAUCGUAUUGGAUGAAAGCGAUUCGAAAGAACUCACUGCAAGUCAAAAGCAACUCAUUCACGAAACUUGGAAACAUUUAGUCGACAACAUAUCGAAUGUUGGGGUGAUUACAUUUAUGAACCUUUUUGAGACGCAUCCGGAUGUUCAAGAUGUGUUCAUGCCGUUCAAAGGUCUCACUAAAGAAGAGCUGAGGCACAGCACAGAACUCAGAGCACACGGUCUUCGGGUGAUGGGAUUCGUCCAAAAAGUCGUCGCACGUCUUGAUGAGCCUGAAAAAUCUGAACAAUUACUCAGAGAACUUGGGAAAAAUCACGUGAUGUAUGGUGCCAAGAUAGAUUACGUGGAUCUGAUAGGACCCCAGUUUGUGUUUGCAGUGAAGCCGUCGAUGAAAGACCACUGGUCAGAUGAUAUUGAAGAUGCGUGGAUUCAGCUUUUCAAAUUUAUGGCAUACAAAAUGAAGAAAGCUAUGUUGGAAUCGAUAAAUAAUCAAAACGAUUCAAAUCAAGAAACAAACAAAGAGGCCAACACAAAACAAAUUGAAAUUUAAUUGUUUUUAAUUUAUGUAUCACAAAAUCUAACUGAUUCAUUUUGUAUACAAAUGUACUUUAUUUACACUGACCAAAAUGAAGUCAGUAGGUGGACUUUUUUAACGUAUUUAUUUAAGUUAUAAAAUAAUGAAGAUGAGUGUGUGUAAACAUAGCGCAAUACAAAAAUAUAUUAAUUAUGUUUCAGAAACAUUUUGAUCUCCUUAAAAUCAAAACAUUUUCAGCUUAUGCAAAGACUGUUCCAAAAGUUAUUUAUUUAAGUUAUAAAAUAAUAAAUAUGUAUGUGAACAAGUAUAGCGCAAUGCUAAAAAUAUAUCAAUUACGUUUCAGAAACAUUUUGAUCUCCUCAAAACGUUAAAACAUUUUCAGCGACUAUUCCUAAAGUUGUUUAUUUAGGUUAUAAAAUAAUGAAUAUGUAUAUGUGCAAAUGCAGCGCAAUGCAAAAAUAGAUCAAUUAUGUUUGAGAAACAUUUUGAUCUCCUUAAAAUCAAAACAUUUUCAGCUAAUGUGAAGACUGUUCCAAAAGUUAUUUAUUUCAGUUAUGAAACAAUGAAUAUGUAUCUGUACAAAUGUAGCGCAAUGUUAAAAAUAUAUCAAUUAUGUUUCAGAAACAUUUUGAUCUCCUCAAAACGUUAAAACAUUUUCAGCGACUAUUCCUAAAGUUGUUUAUUUAGGUUAUAAAAUAAUGAAUAUGUAUAUGUGCAAAUGCAGCGCAAUGCAAAAAUAGAUCAAUUAUGUUUGAGAAACAUUUUGAUCUCCUUAAAAUCAAAACAUUUUCAGCUAA
Messenger RNA from Parasteatoda tepidariorum (common house spider), 1763 nucleotides. RefSeq names its product globin C, coelomic-like. Gene Ontology annotation, molecular function: oxygen binding; heme binding. Lineage: Eukaryota; Metazoa; Arthropoda; Arachnida; Araneae; Theridiidae. The record is from RefSeq and is a predicted model, not a curated record.